GUUUCUCUCAGUUGAGCGGUGGUUUUAGCAGUGAUAGUACCACGUCCUUCUCGACAACUUUGUGGCUGGUAAACAAGACUAACCUUUGUAUUUAUUGUCAGUCUAUCAAAGAUUUAGAGACUACUGAAGACGAUGAAGACUGUUCUUGCUCUGAGUGUGAUUCUUCUGGGAAUCCAGGCCGCGGCAGCUGUGAGACAUUCGCUGCAGUACUUCUACACAGCAUCAGCAGGAAUCACAGGCUUUCCAGAGUUUGUGACUGUGGGCAUGGUAGAUAAGCAGCCUUUCACUUACUAUGACAGUGUCAUUAAAAAAGAGAUUCCCAAGCAGGACUGGAUUGCCAAGACUGAAGGACCUGAGUACUGGGAGAGACAGACUCAGGCCUCCAUUGGUUCUGAGCAGACCUUCAAAGCUAACAUUGAAACUGCCAAGAAUCGCUUCAAUCAGACUGGAGGUGUUCACCUUUACCAGAACAUGUACGGCUGUGAGUGGGAUGAUGAGACUGGAGAGAUUAAUGGUUAUGAUCAGUAUGGUUAUGAUGGAGAAGACUUUGUAUCAUUUGACCUGAAGACAGAGACGUGGAUCGCUCCAACACCACAGGCUGUCAUCACUAAAAACAAAUGGGACCAUGACAGAGCUCAGAAUACAUAUUUAAAGAACUACUACACCCAGGAGUGUGUUGAGUGGCUGAAGAAGUAUGUGAACUAUGGGAGGAGCUCUCUGCUGAGAACAGCCCUUCCCUCAGUGUCUCUCCUCCAGAAGACUCCCUCCUCUCCAGUCAGCUGCCAUGCUACAGGUUUCUACCCUGACAGAGCCAUGAUGUUCUGGAGGAAAGAUGGAGAGGAUCUUCAUGAUGGCGUGGAGAAAGGAGAGAUCCUCCCCAACCAUGAUGGAACCUUCCAGAUGAGUGUUGAGCUGAAAUCACCUGCACCUGGACAGAAGUAUGAAUGUGUGUUUCAGCUCUCUGGUGUGAAGGACGACAUCAUCACCAAACUGGAGAAUAUCAGAAGUAAUAAAGAGAAGCCGACUGACAUGACCCCCACCAUUGUUGCACUGGUGGUUCUUGCUCUCGUCAUCGCCAUCGCUGCCAUUGGAUUCUUGAUUUACAAAAAGAAGAACGCCAAACGUCCUCCAUCUCCUGUAAGCAACCCAGAGGUCAUGGAGCAGCUGAAUCCCAGCGCCUAAAUGACAAACACACCAUCCUGAACACAGUUUAUGGAAAUAUUUUGCACUGGAGGAAGGAGCAGUGCCAUCACAUUCUCCUCCAUAAACUGGGUGUUCAUUGAUCAUUCAUUAUUCAGAUCAUAAAUUGACAGAAUCAGGGUUGGGAAUCAAUUAGUAUAUUCAUAUUAAUUAUAAUAAUAAUCAUAAUGAUAAUAUAAAAAACAGUUUGGAAAAUAUUAAAAAUAAAUGGUGACAUAAUGGUUUUAAUCAUGUAGUUUAAAUAAAAAAAGUGUCAUUCAAGUUGGUAAAUCAAAUGAGGUUAACUUUUUUCCUGACCUGGAGAGAAGUAAAACAUAAUAUUCAAACCAAUGAAAGCAUCACAUCUCUUUUCAUAGAUACAGUUAAUAUAAAGGUUUGUGUGAUCAUCUAAAACAAAUCCACUAUAGUCACAGUUUCAUAUUCCUGGUGUUGGGGUUUUGUUGUAAAAUCAAUAGUGAUAAUACAAAUCUCAAUAUAGAUACAUAGAUACAACACAGAUCCACAUAUUAUACAUUCAUUCUUCUUUUCAUCUAUACUCUGAGGGUCUUCUGAUAUGAUGAUGUAUAACUGGAGAUAACAAUUAGUUAUCUAAAGGUAUGUGCAGAGUGCAGAGUUUUCUAGACUAUUUAUACUGAGAGAUUCUUUAGUUCCCUGAUUGUGUGAGAUCACUGGAGACAAUACUGCAAAUUAAUUAGCAAGAACCCAAAACCUGCUUGUGAUUUGGCGAUUCUAAAUUACCUGUAGGUGAAGAUGUGAAUGGUUUUCUAUCAGUGCAAUGCCUGGUGAUAAACUGUACACCAUCUCAACCCCCAGUCGUCUGGGACUGACUUCAGUCCUCUGAGACUCAACACGAUAGAAAAUGAAUGGAGGGAAUUUUUUUUCAUCACUGGUUAAUUAUCUUGAUAAGUGGACAUCAUACCCUGUGGCUACUGCUACAUCUAUAAUAAUCUCUUGAUUUGAUUUUCCAGAAAAUAGAACUUUUCAUGAUGUAAAUAUGAAGCAACAUAAAAUUACAAUGAUAGGUUGUAUCAAAUCUCCAACCCCCAGACACACACAUUAACAAAACUUCUUAAUUUGAUUUCCAGUUGUGUAAAUAUUCUGUGUGUAUAUUUCUUUAAAAUUGUUAGAAUUAAAGAUGUGUUUUGUUUCUAAUCAGGCUUCAGAUGUAAUUUAUGGCUUUGAAGUUAUUAAUCGAGAGUAUAUUGUUUUUGGUUUCAUAUUAUCCAUAUUUUGAUCUGUUUUUGAACAUUAUAUUUUCAUUUUAGCUGAGAUUCUUAAAGGGUUGUUGGAUGUUUUAAGCUUCUCAGCAAACUGAUAGAAAAAUAGAAAAUUAUUAAUCUGUUAGUGUUUAAGGGACAAAGGAGUUUUCUAUCUUAGCUUUGUAAACAUUUAGAAAUUGAACAGCGAUGCUCAAAAUAUCUUCUUGUGUGGAGUUACAUAAAUGAAUGUUAAAUGAAGUUGCACUGUUAUUUCAUUCUUUUUGUACUUUUCUUUGACUCUUCAAUAAAGUUCCAAAAUUCCAAAUUU
Messenger RNA from Lates calcarifer (barramundi perch), 2727 nucleotides. Its product is annotated as class I histocompatibility antigen, F10 alpha chain. Lineage: Eukaryota; Metazoa; Chordata; Actinopteri; Centropomidae. Gene Ontology annotation, biological process: immune response. The transcript is spliced from 8 exons. The record is from RefSeq and is a predicted model, not a curated record. Bases 133 to 1182 code for a protein of 349 amino acids. Gene Ontology annotation, cellular component: external side of plasma membrane.